Tarenaya hassleriana is the source of this 1200-nucleotide messenger RNA. Its product is annotated as THO complex subunit 4B-like. The transcript is spliced from 5 exons. Gene Ontology annotation, molecular function: mRNA binding. The record is from RefSeq and is a predicted model, not a curated record. Lineage: Eukaryota; Viridiplantae; Streptophyta; Magnoliopsida; Brassicales; Cleomaceae. Gene Ontology annotation, biological process: mRNA export from nucleus. The coding region runs from base 133 to 903 and encodes 256 amino acids. Gene Ontology annotation, cellular component: nucleus.
UUUGGAGUCAUUCCCUUCAUUUCCUCGCAUCUAGCGAAACCCUAGCUCCUCUUCAUCGUCGUCAAUCUCUCUCUCUCCCUCUCCCUCUCCCUCUCCCUCUCCGAUCUCAGACGCAGAGAAGAUCCGGCGAAGAUGUCGAGUGCUUUGGACAUGUCACUUGACGAUAUCAUCAAGUCUAACAGGAAGCCCGCCGGGUCUCGUGGUGGCCGCGGCGGUGGCGAAGGCGUAGGCCGCGGAUCCGGUGGUCCUGGUCCCGCUCGCCGUUUUUCUAACCGUAUAGGAAACCGAGCGGCACCGUACUCAAGGCCGGUACAAGCUCCAGAUUCGGCGUGGCAACACGACAUGUUUGCGGCUGACACAGCGAUGACUGCGGGCUUCGGGGCCCGUCCUACGGGCGGAGCCUCGUCGAUUGAGACUGGGUCUAAGCUCUACAUUUCCAAUUUAGAUUACGGAGUUUCCAACGAAGAUAUUAAGGAGCUCUUCGCAGAAGUUGGUGACAUGAAACGAUACGGCAUUCAUUAUGAUAGGAGUGGUAGAUCGAAGGGUACAGCUGAAGUCGUCUUUUCCAGGCGAGUUGAUGCAAUGGCUGCUGUAAAGAGGUACAACAAUGUUCAACUGGAUGGCAAGCCUAUGAAGAUUGAGAUAGUUGGGACAAAUCUCUCUGUGCCUGCUCCACCUCCUUUACCUUCAAACGGGAUGUUUGGAAACAUAAGUGGUGUUCCCAGAAGAGGCAGAGGCAGAGGCGGUUUCGUGGGACGGCCACGUGGUGGUGUCGGGGGUGGUAGGGGAGGUCGUGGCCGUGGGAGAGGUAGAGGGCGAGAUGAAAAGAUAUCGGCAGAGGAUCUUGAUGCUGACUUGGAUAAUUACCACAAAGGGGCCAUGGAAACUGAAGGGGGAAACUAAAAGUCCCCCUUUGCAUUUUGAACUUAUUUUCUCCGGCUUCCAUCAUAUGCAUUGAUGUUAUUUGUCGUUUGUAUUGUGUGUCAUCUGGCUCUGGUUUUGAUUUCUGGGAUUAGGGUUUUGGAGGGUGAGUAAGAGAACAGAACUGUUGUUGUGUGUGUACUGUCAUGGGACUUGGUUUUAGGGCAUCAGUAAAAGAAGCGUUGUUUAGAAAUCCUUUUAAGAAUGAAGUUUCGUGUUGUUGUGAUUGGUAAGUUGAGAACUUGGUUGUAUAUCUGGUAACAAAGUGGAUGUUGUUUA